UGAUCCGAUUCCUCUUUCACCUUCCUCACAGAAAAAGCGGUCACGCUGUCAUCUGUCACCGUUACCCGAGCUCUGGAAAAAAGGUCUUUAAAAUGAAGAUCUGGACAUCAGAACACAUAUUCAACCACCCUUGGGAGACGGUGACGAAGGCGGCCAUGCAGAAGUACCCGAACCCCAUGAACCCAGGCGUGGUGGGCGUGGACGUGCUGGACCGCGGUGUGGACACCCAGGGACGGCUCCACAGUAGGAGGCUGCUCAGUACGGAGUGGGGUCUGCCGUCCAUGGCCAACACUCUCAUCGGGACGACCAGAACAUGCACGUACGUCCACGAGCACUCGGUGGUAGACCCCAAAGAGAAGACCUUCGAGCUCAAGUCUUCUAAUAUCUCCUUCACUAACAUGGUGUCUGUGGACGAGAAGAUGACUUACAGACCUCACCCACAGGACCCGGACAAGACGGUGCUGACACAGGAAGCAUUGAUCACUGUUAAAGGGUUCAGUCUGAGUAGCUACCUGGAAGGCCUCAUGGCCAAUACAAUCUCUACUAACGCUGGAAAAGGGCGUGAGGCGAUGGAGUGGGUCAUUAGGCGGUUAAACGCUGAGAUUGAGGAGCUGGCUGUGACUGCACGUGGCACAUUGCGUGCUCCCAUGGCGGCAGCUGUCGCUGACAAGUGAUAGCCCACCUUCUUCAAUGAAACUGAACAUUAUCCCCGCAGAGGGGUGACCACCUCAAUGCCAGAGCAUCCACAUCCUGUUUCAACCCACUGCUCUUCCUGUGUGUCGCUCCUUCUUCCCUCAGCCACCUCGCAUCAGUAGAGACCAGCUGAUGAUAUAACACUGGGUUGAACAGGGUUGCACUUGAGUCUUGUGGGACUCGUAGUCUUUUAAUAUUUUGAAUUCACAUAGUGCCUCUUGUAUGUCGCCAGGCUUCUCCUCUUCCGUUUUUCUCUUAUCAUAGUGACAGUUUGUAGAGUCAAACUGACAAAAAUGCAACUAAGGCCAUAAAUCUACUUAACAUACAUCCUCUUUCAAAGACUACACACUUAUUAAGAGCAUUGCUACCCUGCUUCAUUUUCAGGAUUGUGCAAACUGGAAUUUCAUGUAAGUUUAACUUAUUGUUUUCAAAUAUAUUUUAUUUACAUAACAGUAAGGUGACGAUUUACACCACGGGUUGUUUUCAGAAUCCAUGGUCAUUGCAGCUGGUUCAGUAUAGUACAUUGAGCCAUCCUUGUUGCAAUUAUAUAUAUUUUGAACCACUGCAAUGGCUCUCACCAUUUAUUGAACAGGUGUAUUUAUGACCGUGACGAAACUGUCAUGUGUUUCUGCCUAUGGCAUUGGUAGUCAGUUAUUGUCAGUCUGUAUUUAUUUGUUUUACACGCUGUUCUAUGUGAUGUGUCAACAGAAUCUAAAGCUGCCAAUCUGUACAGCUACCUACCAGCUUAGGUGUUUCUGUUCCACAACACCAUAUAAUACACUCCUCCAUUCAGGUGCUACAAACUGACCCAGGCUCUGUUUGAGAUCUCUAAAAAUACAGCCUUCCUUCCUGAAAGGAAACAGAUCAGACAUGAUUGGGUUUGUGAUAACUCUUCAAAGGACCAUGUUUUUUUCUUCUUCACAAAUCCGAUGAUGUUAGAGAUUAUCUAGGAAAUGGGAGGGUGUAUUUAUAAAGAAUUUAAUUUGAGCCAGAUAUCGGUUCCCCUUCCCUGUUCAUAACCUCCAUAGGCUCCUGCUGUGUGCUUGACUGCAGACACGGGUUUUCUGGUUGUAGUGUCGUACAAUGCACAUUAUUUGAAGAAAACAUGGCUGUGUAUAUAAAACAAUGUAUCAAGGGUACACAUUCCGAGAAUGUCAAAA
Messenger RNA from Hypomesus transpacificus, 1853 nucleotides. RefSeq names its product PRELI domain containing protein 3B-like. Bases 93 to 674 code for a protein of 193 amino acids. Gene Ontology annotation, cellular component: mitochondrial intermembrane space. NCBI's taxonomy places the organism in Eukaryota, Metazoa, Chordata, Actinopteri, Osmeriformes, Osmeridae. The record is from RefSeq and is a predicted model, not a curated record. Gene Ontology annotation, molecular function: phosphatidic acid transfer activity. Gene Ontology annotation, biological process: phospholipid transport. The transcript is spliced from 6 exons.